AUGCGGAAGUGUCGGCUGCGGCGGGGAAGCUCGGUUGCCCGGCGGUUGCCACCAUGGCAGCAGCUGGGGGCCCGGGAAGCGACGGCGGGAGUCCGGCGGCUGCAGGAGGGAACCGACAGUUGAAGUACAUCAGCUUAGCUGUCUUGGUGGUACAGAAUGCCUCUCUUAUCCUCAGCAUCCGCUAUGUGCGCACACUGCCUGGAGACCGAUUCUUUGCCACUUCGGCUGUGGUCAUGGCUGAAAUCCUUAAGGGAGUCACCUGUCUGCUGCUCAUCUUCAUUCAGAAGCAAGGUAACUUGAAACAGUUUGCCACUUCCCUGUAUGACUCCAUUGUGGUGCAGUACAUGGACACACUCAAACUAGCAGUGCCUUCUCUCAUUUACACCCUCCAAAAUAACCUGCAAUAUGUGGCCAUCUCCAACCUGCCUGCAGCCACCUUCCAGGUCACCUACCAGCUGAAGAUCCUCACCACAGCCGUCUUCUCUGUGCUGAUGCUCCGCAAAAGCCUCUCCCGUCUCCAGUGGCUGUCCCUCAUGCUCCUUUUUGCCGGUGUAGCCAUUGUCCAGGUGGAGCAACAGCAGGCGGGGGGCAAGCCCGCCCCCGGGGGCGAGGGGAUGCAACAAAGCUACAUUGUGGGGCUUGUGGCCGUGGUGGUGUCGUGCCUCUCGUCUGGCUUUGCCGGGGUCUAUUUUGAAAAGAUCCUCAAGGGCAGCGCAGCCUCGGUCUGGCUCCGUAACGUCCAACUGGGCAUCUUCGGGACCUUGCUGGGGCUGUUGGGCAUGUGGUCCGCAGAGGGGGCAGCCGUGGCUCAGCGUGGAUUCUUCUUUGGCUACACCCCGCUGGUGUGGGCGGUGAUCCUGAACCAGGCCUUUGGUGGCCUCCUGGUGGCUGUAGUUGUGAAAUACGCUGACAACAUCCUCAAGGGGUUUGCCACCUCCUUCUCCAUCGUGGUGUCCACCGUGGCUUCCAUCUACCUCUUUGACUUCCACCUCAACCUGCUCUUUGCUCUAGGAGCCGGGCUGGUCAUAGGGGCGGUCUAUCUGUACAGCUUGCCCAAGGGAUCUUUGGCCAGCCGGUCCUUAGUGGGGAUGGCUACACAGCAGCAGGGCCAUGCUGCACAGAGCAAGGAACUUCCUUCCGUGACUACAGAUGGCUUCCUGUCCAAGAUCUCGGCUAAAGAAAAAGGCUCUUAAAGCAUCAAAGGAAACAACCUGUAAGACCUUGAGUAGCAUUCUGGCCCUGGCACCACCACCUCAGGCCGAAGAGAGCCAGGUUCAGAUUUUACUUCUCUGCUUCCAAGGAGCUGAAGAAUUCACUGUUUCGUUGCAUUGACAAGGACAGGCAACAGGCCAGCAUGGAUUCAUAGAGCCAUGCCCUUUCCAUUCAGACAGGUUUUCUUUAAAACCUCACUCACACUUGUACAAGUCACCCGUGAUGGUAGUGCCACAUCAAAGCAAUGAGUUGUCACAUGUGAUUGGACCAUCCCAGAGCAACCCUGUUGCUUCUGGAUUUGUAUCUUCAAAAAUGGGGCAACGGCCAUGAUUGAGUCUUUCUCCUGGCAGCCUUGGGCGGAUUCUGAAUUUUCACUUGCACCUAGUGAGGGUCAGUUCCAUCUAGAGCUGAAGAACUCCUCCUGUUACAGACUGCAGCAUUUGGCGGCAAAAACUGGAUUAUUCCCCCCACCAGCUUUCAAUUUGUUUAAUAUCCACGUGGCAAAGACUUGCUCACAACUUUAUAAAAAAAUUGUUUGGUCUUGAGAAGGGGGAUUUUUGCCCCCCCCCCAAUACUUCAUAGACCAACCAAUUGUUGAAGCCAUUGCAGAUAUCAUGCCACAGACUUCACAUCCUCUCAAACACAAUGCUCUCGAAUCUGAGUGAUCAAAGGCAGGUUCACACAUGCAUCUAUUACACUGUAUUACUGUGUACACUUUGCGAUUGGCAAAGGUUACACUGAACAGCAUUGGUUUUUGAGAAGUUAUGAAUGUGUUAUCUCCGGUGGCCCAUUCACCUCUCCCAAGUUAAUGAACUCAUCAUGUAAAGAAUAUAUCUAGGUGUGAGCCAGCCCCAGGGCUGGGAACCGUACACCGUGUGCCUAUCGGACGAUUGCUCUUGGCUCCUAUGCAUGGGGUCUCAUUCCAAAUGGGUUUAUUUUCCUUCAAAGCACAGCAAAUGUCACCAGACAGAUUUGAAUUUGUGCCCCAACCUUUGACAUACGGUUUUGCUUCCCACAUGGAGAUCAAAGGGCAGGGAAUAUGUGGGCCUCCAGAUGGGGUUAGACUGCAAGCGCCCGUCAGCCCUAGGCCACAUAGCCAAUGGCAAGGCAUGAUGGGAGUUUUGUGGCUCUCUAGAUAUUGUGGCCUACAUUUCCCAGCCCUGCCCUCACUCUACUGCUUGAACUUCUGAUUGCUUUCUGCAGCUAGGCAAGCAUUUGAAAGCAUGUCCCAUGCAGUAUUUGGCCUGAAUGAAUAAAUCCAGGCCUUGUAGGACAUGGGAGGGGGGUAAGGGCAGCCUUUGAUUCUUUCCAUGUCUGUGAAAAAACCAUAGGUGUGGCAGGUGACCAUACCACCUAGGGUCACCUCUGCCUCGUUCUUCCCUCCCACUAUACGAGGGAGGGUGCCCCAUGGUACCCACUAGGUAAGACCUACACUCCUAGCUUUCCCCUCACCAUUGCAAGGCUGUAGCAUCCCACUCAGUAUUAAUUUUAGUCUAUGGCCACUGCUUAAAGAGUUCCAUGCUUAGGGCUAGCGUAUUAUAUUUUAAAGACUCACUAUGCUGCUUUUUCCACAUUUAUUAUUGCAGAAACUAAUACAGAUUUGUAAGCAAA
Molecule: messenger RNA, 2823 nt
Organism: Elgaria multicarinata webbii
Lineage: Eukaryota; Metazoa; Chordata; Lepidosauria; Squamata; Anguidae
Gene: SLC35A2
Product: solute carrier family 35 member A2
Exons: 5
Coding region: 54-1193 (379 amino acids)
Biological process (GO): pyrimidine nucleotide-sugar transmembrane transport
Cellular component (GO): Golgi membrane
Molecular function (GO): UDP-galactose transmembrane transporter activity
Source: RefSeq, a predicted model, not a curated record